AUGGAGCUCAGCCGCAGCACCGCGAAGGCCAAACGGGCCUGCGCCGACAAGGGCUACGUCGCCGACCCCUUCGCGUCCUUGCUGUGCGAGGGCGACGCCGCCGGAGAUCCACUCCUGCAUCGGGGCUACUACGCGCGCCACCGCGCCGUCGACGCGGCGCUGCGAAGCUUUGUGAGGUUGCACCCGCGGGGCCAGAUCGUCGCGUUGGGCGCGGGUUUGGAUGGCAGCUUUUGGAGGUUGAAGGCCACGGGCUGUGAAUGCGCCUAUUUUGAAGUAGAUUCAGAUCUAGUAGUGGCGGAGAAGCAGCGGUUGAUAAGAAACCACCCUAUUUUGAUCGAGGCCGUCGGGCAGUACGCGGCCGGCGUCUCGGGCGCCGAGGACGACCGCGGCUCGUAUCGACUCAUUGGCGGCGAUCUGCGGGAUAUGAGUACGGUCGCUUCGGCGCUCGAACGGGAAGGCUUGGAUGCAACGAAGCCGACGCUGGUUUUGUGCGAGUGCGUCCUCGCGUACCUCGACAGCGAUCGGGGCGAUUCUGUGAUAGCCUGGGCCCGCGCGACUUUUGUGGAUGUCUUCGUCGUGUGCUACGAUGUCGUGAAGACCUCAAAGGCCUUCGCGAAGGUGAUGCUGGACAACUUCCGCGCGCGGGGCGCGCCUUUGCUGGGAGCGGCGGAAAGUUUAGAGGACGUGGAGAAACGCUUCGGCGCCUUCGCUUCUCGUAAUGUGAGAGACAUGCGGCGCGUCUACGACGCGUUGAUCGCGGCCGCGCCGGACGAGCUCAAGCGCAUUUCAACACUGGAGAUCUUCGACGAUCCCGACCAGUUCGCGCUGAUCAUGUCGCACUACUGCCUCGUGUUUGCUGCGUCGGGCGCCUGUGUGCCGCUCGUCGGGGCCUGUAGUGGUGCUGGGUAAUUUUUUUGCUCGAUCAUCUGCGCGUCGCGUCGACGGCGUUGUGCCAGCCUUAUCCCUUGUCCCCGGGCCACACGCGGCGCCCCAUGUCCGGGCCCGCUAUUCUCACCUGGAACUGCAUACUACGCGGUGGCUGUGGAGGAACGCGCCGCGUCGACGGGCGCGAGUUGGCGUAGAACUCAGCGCGCCAUUCGUCGCGAUGCGACUGGACGGCUCCCCUCCGGUACGCCAUCGACGCGACAGCAAAGGAUAAAAUUACGCCGCCGCGGCGUAAAAGUAGCUAGGGGAACAGCUUCAGCAUCGGCGCUAAGCAGCCCAUCGAGCCCCGCGCCCGCCGUAAAGGAGCCCGCGGCCCCCGAACAGCUGCCCGCUUUGCGCGCGCAGCCCGUCGGGCACCAUGUCGAAAGGACGAGAUGCGACCACCAUCACGGACAGCACGGGACGGCGUCGAAUAACCAAGCUUUGGGACGGGGCAGCCGCCGCGCGCUGCGGGCGCCGCGGGGCCGGCGGAGAGGCCAAGAUUUCCUUCCCCCCUCGUGUCUGGGAGCCGCGACGGGCCGCCUCUGUAUUCGACGUCGGAGAUACGGUCGGGGCUGAGUUGCCGAAGGUGCCCCUGGCCGAGGGCGCGGCGCCGGGGGGAGGGCCCCCAAAGCUUCGGCGGCGGAACGGUGGACGCGACGCCGUCCUCGGGACCGCGUCGGCUCGACGGCGUUUGGUCGUGCGCUCGACGCCCUCCCCAGAGAACGGCGCCCGCGCGCUGCGAGCGGCGAGCACCCGAGGGCCCCACUUCACGCCAUCGACGCGACGUAAUUACGUCUGCUCGAUGGCGCGCGAGCCGCCCAACACACACAAGAGAGAGAAAGUACGAGAGGCGACCGCGCCCCCCCCGCGCAGUGGACGAGCACGGCGAGAUGAAGCAGGAGGCCUACAACCUCGCGGCCUACGCCGUCGAGCAGUUCGUGACCGAGAUGGAGAUCUCGAAGCACAUCAAGGCCCAGUUCGACGAGAAGUACGGCCCGACGUGGCACUGCAUAGUAGGCUCGGACUUCAAGCUCCAGUGCACGCACGAGGCGAAGCACUUCAUCUUCUUCUACCACGGCAAGACGGCCGUCGCGCUCUACAAGUGCGGUUGACCAUGGCGGCGUUUUAUCUCUGUGUGUGUGUUUUCCCUCUCCCCGUGCGCGUGCGUAAUAUACACGUUCAC
Pelagomonas calceolata is the source of this 2110-nucleotide messenger RNA. Lineage: Eukaryota; Pelagophyceae; Pelagomonadales; Pelagomonadaceae. The record is from the annotation of a GenBank genome assembly.